AUGACUUGUUCUCUGCAGACCCUUUGGGGGGCCGGUGGGCUGCUCUGUCUGGGCCUCCUCGUCUUCCAGUCCGCUGUCCAUACAGGAGAAGCUGGAGUGCUCACCGAAGUGCAGUCGGGCCCCCUGUAUCGUGUGAUAAACCGAUCCCUGUCCAUCUCCUGCAAUACAAGCGGGUUUCGAGACGCAAACGCCAAGCAAGAAUUCCAGUUCCGCAUACACAAGGUCGGGCAUCCACUGAGAGAUCUCCAAAUCAUCAGCACCAACGACGUGGGCUUUACCUAUAACUUCUACAGAAAGCGUGUGAUGAAAAACGAGAUCACUGUGGCACAUGUGGCACCUACCUCGGUCCUCUUCACGAUCAAAAAGCUGGAGGAGAGUGAUGAUGGGGAGUAUGAAUGCUUCGUUGUUAAUUCAGAGAAAUCCUUCUAUGGGACCUACGCUGCCAAGACCACAGUGAAAGUGAUCGGCGACUCCUUGACCAUUUCGUCGCCCGACACCGCUCCUCUGAGUCUAAAUGAAGGCGACAUGUUGACUCUAACCUGCCAAGCUUCCACCAACACGGUCCAGCACACCCAUCUGUCCGUCACCUGGUAUCUCCAUAGAGAAAAGGAGGACAGCGCCCGGCCUAUCAUCUCUCUGGACAAGGACUUCAUACUGAUUCCAGGGGAGGCGUUUGAAGGGCGCUACCAAUCAGGGCUCAUUGCACUGGAUAAGGUGGGUGCGGCCACAUACAGGCUAAAGAUCGCCAAGUUGGAGUUGUCAGACAGUGGAAGGAUCUACUGCCAGGCCCAAGAGUGGAUCCAAGACCCGGACCGCUCCUGGUUCUCCAUCUUACAGAAGGACGCACAGGCAACCACCCUAAAUGUCAAAGCUAAAGGGCUGGUGCUAGACAAGGGUUCCUUAUCGGUAAGAAUGUCAGUGCAGCAGGCGACUCUGCAGGAAGGGCAGGAGCUGGCUAUAUCCUGCAGCGUCGAUACCGACAACCCAGCUGGACAGUUCUUCUCUGUAGCCUGGCUGCGGGACAGCGUGGAACUGGCCAAGGUUGGCCCUACGGGUGUUCUGUCCAUCGGGCCUGAGUACAGCAUCCGAGAGAAGGGUGGCGAGCUGAGGGCAACCCGGACCAGGGACAGAGAUCAUCAGCUCAUCUUGCGGCCAGUCAGAACACAAGAUCAGGGAGAGUACCGCUGCAGAGCUUGGCCUGAGGACAGAGGCCCGGAUGGGGCCUUCACACAGGGGGCAGCGCAGGAGUCCAGCCCCCUGCCAGUCACCAUCUCAGCCACAGCGAGCGGGCUGUCAGUUGAGAUGGUCAAAACGGAUGUAGGCGUUGAUGAAGGUGACGUGCUGCGACUCACCUGCAAGGUGAAUGGGGUCAAGGGUCAGCUCUCUGUCUCCUGGCAACACUCGGCAUCCAGAGCAACGCAGUCCUCCAGGAAUGUCAUCACCCUCAGCCGGGAGGGGGUUGUGGAGCCAGGGGUGGACUUUGGAGAACGUAAUAUUACGGCAAUGCGUCCAGCCACGGACACCUUCACCCUGGUGUUGGAUGAGGCCACCCGCUCUGAUGCAGGCGUCUACCAGUGUGUUGUGUCUGAGUGGACUGUUGGAAGCAAUGGCAAAAUCAGCGCCACAAACAGCCAAUCACAGAGUGGCACUGUGGCUGUCACUCCAUUGGAAUCCUCGCUAAAAGUGACCCUAAAAAGUCGGGGAAAUAUAGCGACCAUAGGAGAGGACGUGGAGCUGGUGUGCCGGGUCCAAGGGCCGCGCCUGCCGAUGACUUUGACGUGGACCCUGCAGCGCAGCGGUGCCUCGUCCCCGGACAGCAUCCUGACGCUGCGCUCCAACGGCGCAAUAGCUUGGUGGGGAGACCAGCGCCGCUUCCAGAUAAAAACGACCGUCCUGGAAAAGGCAGCCGACCAUACUUUGAUCAUCAAUGGCGCCAGCAGCGGGGAGGCGGGACUCUACCAGUGUCAGGUGUCGGUCUUUCUGGAAAAAAGCCACAGGAGGAUGCCACCAUCUAACCUGCUGGCAGUGAUGGUGAAUAACCCAGUGAGCAAACUCUCCCUGACCUCCAGCCCCGCUGUGAGAGAAAACAUCAACGCCGACGUCGAACUGAAAUGCUCCGCUGUAAAGACAACCUCUGCGGUCUCCCGCCUUUCUGUCUCCUGGUUGGUUGACCGGCCCGCGGAGAACAGCCGGCUCAUCCUGACCUCUGACCACGACGCUGUCGUCACUUUCGGAGCACAGGGGGAGUUGAGCGACGCGCAGCGAAUCAGCAUGAAGCGCGGCGAGGGGCGUAGCUUUGAGCUGACCAUUCGUAAGGCCCGGAUCAGGGACGGUGGAACGUACCGCUGCGUGGUGGCGGAGUGGCUGCAGGAUUCCCGCGGCCAAUGGUACGAGCUCUCGUCAGUCAACAAGACCACGGUGCUGGAAAUAAUGGAGGCAGCCAGUGACUUGGGUGUUGGCGAGAAAGAGCAACAGAUGAUGACCGUAGAAGGGAACGAUUUGGAGCUCAACUGUACGCUGACCUCAGGUGGAUCCGACCCGUCUCUCCUUUACACCUUCACUUGGUUUUACACGGGACCCGACCCUGUCCUCAAUAAGCGCCCCCUGGUUAAACUGGACUACAGUGGCCUACUGAGGUACCCGGAGAGUCAGGAGCUCCUGGGCCUGCAGGGCAGGCUUCGUCUCUCCAGGCCCACUCGCAACAACUUCCAUCUGGGAAUUAAGAGGGCCCAAGUGGAGGACAGCGGGACCUAUCAGUGCCAAGUGGAGCAGUACCAGCUGGAUCACCAAGGCAGCUGGCAGCAGAAAACCUUGGUCAAUUCAGGUCCAGUCACACUGGCCGUCAAAGCUACUGAGAUAAACCUGGCUGUAGCAAGAGAGGACGCGAAGCUGAACACGACUGGACCUCAGCACUUCACCGUGCCCUGUAACAUCACUGCAAAAUCCAGCCAGUCGUCCACAUUACAGGUCACAUGGUUUUGGCAACAGCACUCGGGGUCCGAGCGUCUCCCCAUCUUCAUGGUAUACCGUAACUCCACCCUGCAAGACAGGAGCGGGAAGGGCGAGCGGCUCAGGUUUGAACACCCUGCUCCCAACCGCUUCAGCCUCACAGUGUCCAAGCCAGUCCCCGAGGAUGGCGGCCUUUACUUUUGUGAGGUGGAAGAGUGGCUGCUCUCUCCAUCCCGGGGCUGGAGGAAGGUGGCAGCGGAAGUGUCUGGAGAGUUGUCCGUCAGUGUCUCCACAGAAGAGGAGACGGGGUUUUCUGUCGGCACCUUGCCGGGCGUCCUCGCAGGCUUCAUCGUCUGUCUGCUGCUGGUUGUCGUCCUACUGGUGUUGAAGAUACGCCGCGGCCGGGUAGCAAAGAAGCCAGCCGACUCUCUGUGGGCAGACGAACCUCUGAAGGAGAGACUCGGCGCAGACGCCUGA
Molecule: messenger RNA, 3426 nt
Organism: Lampris incognitus (smalleye Pacific opah)
Lineage: Eukaryota; Metazoa; Chordata; Actinopteri; Lampriformes; Lampridae
Product: immunoglobulin superfamily member 3-like
Exons: 10
Coding region: 1-3426 (1141 amino acids)
Source: RefSeq, a predicted model, not a curated record